Messenger RNA from Capsicum annuum, 1822 nucleotides. Its product is annotated as protein root UVB sensitive 3. The transcript is spliced from 14 exons. Bases 84 to 1376 code for a protein of 430 amino acids. Lineage: Eukaryota; Viridiplantae; Streptophyta; Magnoliopsida; Solanales; Solanaceae. The record is from RefSeq and is a predicted model, not a curated record.
CAAAAACACACACACGCAAACGAUCCUUUUGUUUUGUGUUUGAUUUUUUCCUUAAAAGAGCAGAAGAGAAGAGAGUUGGGAAGAUGAUAGAAGAAUGGAACGGAACAUCAUCAACAAAACUCACAAAAACGGCCACCAUAACUGCCACCAAUGCUAAUUCUUCCAUCACAAUUCAAAGAUCAAGUAACGCAUUCACUCAUAUCUCUCAAAGAAUUCUCCAAGCUUUCGUUCCCGAGGGGUUUCCAACUAGUGUUACUCCAGACUAUGUUCCUUUUCAAGUGUGGGAUUCAUUGCAGGGGCUUUCUACGUAUGUGCGGAUGAUGCUUUCAACACAAGCUCUUCUAAGUGCUAUAGGUGUUGGUGAGAAAUCCGCUACUGUUAUUGGGGCAACGUUUCAGUGGUUCUUGCGAGAUUUAACUGGAAUGCUUGGAGGUGUCUUGUUCACUUGUUAUCAGGGUUCUAAUCUAGAUAGUAAUGCCAAAAUGUGGCGUUUAGUGGCAGAUCUCAUGAAUGAUCUCGGAAUGUUGAUGGAUCUUGUGUCUCCUUUAUUUCCAUCAGCCUUUGUGUUCAUUGUCUGCAUUGGGAGUUUAUCAAGGUCAUUCACUGGUGUUGCAAGUGGGGCCACUAGAGCAGCUUUGACGCAGCACUUUGCCCUAGAAAAUAAUGCAGCAGAUAUAGCUGCAAAGGAAGGAAGCCAGGAAACUCUUGCUACGAUGAUUGGGAUGGCUUUAGGAAUGCUUCUUGCGCGCAUCACAAUUGGCCACUCAUUUGCAAUUUGGAUAUCCUUUUUGUCUCUUACUAUGUUCCAUAUGUAUGCUAACUACAAGGCUGUCUGUUGUCUUUCACUGAAUAAUCUGAACUGCGAAAGAUGCUCCAUUGUUUUAUCACAUUUUCUCAAGACAGGCCAAGUUCUCUCUCCAAAACAGGUCUCCUCCAUGGAGCACGUUCUACCAUUAUGGAUGACCCCAUGGAGCCCAAAGGGUGGUGAUUCUCUGUACAAGCGAGUACAUCUGGGUGUCAGAGUUUCUUCACUUGACAGCCUUGCUAUGAUCAACCUCUUACAAUCUGCUGGAUCUCAUUACAAAAAAGAGAAAUAUUUACUUCAACAAAAAGGGGGUACUGUCAGGAUUAUUACUCAUAAGGAUUCGGUGGCAGCUGACAUAUUACAAUCGUUCAUCCAUGCUCUUGUCAUGGCAAAACUGGAUGAUCAAGAUGGAUCCAUAUCUUCGGAAAGCCAAUCAUGGAUGGCUAAACAUUACGAAGUCUUUCUUUUGAAGCUUCAGUCAUCAGGAUGGAAGACUGAGCGGCUGCUAUCAUCAUCAGUUGUUUGGAGAGCAAAUUGGCUAGUAGAUUAUUCGACUGACAAAAAUGACUAGAAAUUCUAAUACAGAUUGAAAGUCAUGUAGUUUGUGUCAGAUGAAACUUUGGAACUACAAGCUACUUAUUUCAAAAAGGAUGUGCUUUCAAAUUCCGACUUGGGGAGAUUUCAAGUCAUCCUUCGGUAUGUCUUGGAUCCUUCAAUGAUCGUUGAGAAGGUAUACCUAAAGAAGCGAAGGAUAUUCUUAGCAAGAAAGAGUUAUCUAUUUACAUGUUAAAUAUCAGAACCAGUCAGUUUAGCCUGGCUUAUGUGCUGUGUUCAAAGGAUAUCAUUUGUAUGGAUAGUUUCCAAGAUCUUGGAUAAACUCUUACUCGAAUUUUAUGCAGGUGCUGUUUAUUCUUGAGAUCAAAGUUGUAAUUUAUGGCAUUAGUUCAUAAGCCUGAGUGGAGAUUCCAUUGAUGAACACAACAAACUUUAUUUUAUAGACAAGUAUUGUUGGACAUC